AUGUGGUUACUACGGCAACCCAGCCUGGCAGGGUUUCUGCUCCAAGUGCUGGAGGGAAGAGUACCACAAGGCCAGACAGAAGCAGAUUCAGGAGGACUGGGAGCUGGCGGAGCGGGUCUUGCUCUAUCACCCUGGCUGGAGUGCAGUGGUGUAGUCUUGACUCACUGCAACCUCAGCUUCCUGGGCUCAAGUGAUCCUCCUGCUUCAGCCUCCCAAGUAGCUAGGACUACAGAAGUAUGCCACCACACCCAACUCCAGCGGGAGGAAGAAGAGGCCUUUGCCAGCAGUCAGAGCAGCCAAGGGGCCCAAUCCCUCACAUUCUCCAAGUUUGAAGAAAAGAAAACCAACGAGAAGACCCGCAAGGUUACCACAGUGAAGAAAUUCUUCAGUGCGUCUUCCAGGGUCGGAUCAAAGAAGGAAAUUCAGGAAGCAAAAGCUCCCAGUCCUUCCAUAAACCGGCAAACCAGCAUUGAAACGGAUAGAGUGUCUAAGGAGUUCAUAGAAUUUCUCAAGACCUUCCACAAGACAGGCCAAGAAAUCUAUAAACAGACCAAGCUGUUUUUGGAAGGAAUGCAUUACAAAAGGGAUCUGAGCAUUGAAGAACAGUCAGAGUGUGCUCAGGAUUUCUACCACAAUGUGGCCGAAAGGAUGCAGACUCGCGGGAAAGUGCCUCCAGAAAGAGUCGAGAAGAUAAUGGAUCAGAUUGAAAAGUACAUCAUGACUCGUCUCUAUAAACACGUGUUCUGUCCAGAAACUACUGAUGAUGAGAAGAAAGAUCUUGCCAUUCAAAAGAGGAUCAGAGCCCUGCGCUGGGUUACGCCUCAGAUGCUGUGUGUCCCUGUUAAUGAAGACAUCCCAGAAGUGUCUGAUAUGGUGGUGAAGGCGAUCACAGAUAUCAUUGAAAUGGAUUCCAAGCGUGUGCCUCGAGACAAGUUGGCCUGCAUCACCAAGUGCAGCAAGCACAUCUUCAAUGCCAUCAAGAUCACCAAGAACGAGCCGGCGUCAGCGGAUGACUUCCUCCCCACCCUCAUCUACAUCGUUUUGAAGGGCAACCCCCCACGCCUUCAGUCUAAUAUCCAGUAUAUCACACGCUUCUGCAAUCCAAGCCGACUGAUGACUGGAGAGGAUGGCUAUUAUUUCACCAAUCUGUGCUGUGCCGUGGCUUUCAUUGAGAAGUUAGAUGCCCAGUCUUUGAAUUUAAGUCAGGAGGAUUUUGAUCGCUACAUGUCUGGCCAGACCUCUCCCAGGAAGCAAGAAGCUGAGAGUUGGUCUCCUGAUGCUUGCUUAGGCGUCAAGCAAAUGUAUAAGAACUUGGAUCUCCUGUCUCAGUUGAAUGAACGACAAGAAAGGAUCAUGAAUGAAGCCAAGAAACUGGAAAAAGACCUCAUAGAUUGGACAGAUGGAAUUACAAGAGAAGUUCAAGACAUUGUUGAGAAAUACCCGCUGGAAAUUAAGCCUCCGAAUCAACCGUUAGCAGCUAUUGACUCUGAAAACAUUGAAAAUGAUAAACUUCCUCCACCACUGCAACCUCAGGUUUAUGCAGGAUGAUCACAGUUUACAUGGAGAGUAUUUAUUUGAGCCUAAAUUGUAGGUAGCCCUUACUACACUCAACUGAUUGGGAUCUAGAAUGUAACUAAAUUGCUUAUAAAUGUCAGAGCAUUUUUAAAGGUACAGUAUAUGGGAAUUGUUUUGUUCUGUUUUUCCUAGCAGGGGAAGCUUAGUUAAUAAUAAAAUACUAUUUAUUUGACUUACUGAUACAGAUUCAUUUAAGGCUUGUGUGCAAAUUUUGUCUCAAAUCUUUUUUCCCUCCAUGAUUUUCCUAUGUGCUUCCUCUGGGAUUCACUGUGGUUUGGUAAAUAAUUGCCUUUUAAAGGAUAAAACAAAUGAAUGCUACAAAGUGUAUGUCCACAGUUCGAAAUAAUUUUAUAAUUGUAAAGAUAGAAAUUAUAUUGAUAAGUAAAUAUGUAAAAUUGUAAAUAUGUAAAAAAAAAAGAAUGGUGUCUGCUGUGCAUGGCAUUUUAUAUGUUAAUUUUUUAGUUUAAAAUGAAGUAUAUUGAAUGUUUGCCUUUAGCACCAUUUUAUUUGGUUUGUCCUACUGAAAUGACUCGAGAAGUGUUUAGACAAAUUCCCCUUAAGAUGUGCACUCCAUCUUUAAGAACGUGUUAGCCCUAACUUUGAGGUUCUAUAUAGUCAGAGACUAUGACACCACUAAGGUUCAGAAUAAAUUUUAGGCCACAUAAAAUUGCUGUUUAAUGUAGUCAAUGGAAGACUUUAAACCAUGCUUCUAGCUUAUUUUUCCCUCAUUCAUUCAGCAAAUCUCUGUUGGGUUCUUCAGUGAGAAGGAGCAGGCACUGGGCCUGGAAUGGAAGGCAGGAAUGAACUGGCCUCCCAUGGUGAGAGUUGAUGGGGUCCCUCAGGUGUGAGAUGCAGGGGGCGCCUUGCAGCCUCCAUAAUGUACGUUUGACUCUCCAACAGUCCAGACACAUUUUCUGAACCUCUUUCAGCACAUUUCAGCCUCGGGACUGUUCACAUUGGUGGCCUGAGAGGUGUUUGCCGUGGGGCCACCCCGUGCCUGGUAGAAUGUUCAGCAACAUUCCUGCCAUCCAUACCCACUAGACGCCAGUAGCACCCCCCAGAGCUGUGAACAGUUCUCUCCAGACAUAGUCAGAUGCCUCCUGGGGCCAUAUCACCCUCCAUUAAGAACCACUGAUCUCUUUUACAAACCAGGAGUUAUCCUCCUGGUGGUUAAUAUGGUGUAACCAAAGAAUCUUGCACUCAAUGCACAGUAUGAUGUUAACUAAAUGAGUAAAAUAUUUAGGAGGCUCAACAGCUACCUGCAUUGUAGAACCUUUUCUUAUCUCAGAGGAACCUUCCAUAACCUAAAUAUACCAUUGAUGAUUCUUCUUCCA
Messenger RNA from Rhinopithecus roxellana (golden snub-nosed monkey), 2909 nucleotides. It is a transcript of the gene RABGEF1, whose product is annotated as RAB guanine nucleotide exchange factor 1. Gene Ontology annotation, molecular function: zinc ion binding; guanyl-nucleotide exchange factor activity; small GTPase binding. Bases 1 to 1548 code for a protein of 515 amino acids. Gene Ontology annotation, biological process: vesicle-mediated transport. The transcript has 9 exons. NCBI's taxonomy places the organism in Eukaryota, Metazoa, Chordata, Mammalia, Primates, Cercopithecidae. The record is from RefSeq and is a predicted model, not a curated record. Gene Ontology annotation, cellular component: endocytic vesicle; cytosol.